UGAAACCGCCAAGUUAAUGAAUUGUCUCCAGCUAAACUAAAUAGAAAUUAGAAAAGAUUAACAGUUAUUGUUCGUGUCGUUCCUCAUGAAGAAGAGUUCUUCGUCAGCAUUUCUGGGCCAGGAUUUGGGCCUUGAUAUAGCUCAAUCCUUCUUCAAGCCCAUCCAACGAACCGAACCUCCGUCCCCCACCAAGCGCCACACCAAAAUCUCCGUCGUCGGCACCGGCAAUGUUGGCAUGGCCAUCGCUCAGACCAUCUUGACCCAAGGCCUCGCCGAUGAACUCGCCCUCGUCGAUGCCAAGGCCGACAAACUCCAGGGCGAGAUGCUCGAUCUCCAGCACGCUGCCGCGUUUCUGCCUCGUACCAAAAUCAUCGCCUCCGUUGAGUACGAUGUGACUGCCAGGUCAGACCUCUGCAUAGUCACCGCGGGAGCGCGUCAGAUUCCUGGGGAGUCCAGGCUCAAUCUACUACAGCGGAAUCUUGCGCUAUUCUCGCAUAUAAUACCCCAGCUUGUACACUACUCCCCCCACUCCAUACUGAUGAUUGUUUCCAACCCAGUUGAUGUGUUGACUUACGUUGCAUGGAAGCUCUCGGGGUUUCCAUCGAACAGGGUGAUCGGGUCUGGAACGAAUCUCGACUCUUCAAGGUUCCGUUUUCUAAUCGCGGAUCAUCUCGACGUCAACGCCCAAGAUGUGCAGGCGUAUAUUGUUGGGGAGCACGGUGAUAGUUCGGUGGCGCUGUGGUCGAGCAUAAGCGUGGGAGGAGUGCCAAUUCUGAGCUUCCUGCAGAUGCAGCAGAUUGCAUACGAGAAGGAAACGCUGGAGAAGAUUCACAGAGCGGUGACAGAGAGUGCAUACGAGGUGAUACGUCUGAAGGGCUACACGUCGUGGGCAAUCGGAUACUCGGUGGCUAGCCUGGCACGAGCUUUGUUGAGGGACCAAAGGAGUAUACACCCGGUGUCUGUGCUCGCCAAGGGCUUUCAUGGAAUUGAGGGUGGGGAAGUGUUCUUGAGCUUGCCUGCCCAACUUGGGAGGGGCGGGGUCUUGGGCGUAGCCAACGUGCAUCUCACCGACGAAGAGGCGCAACGCCUCCGUCAUUCGGCCAAGACCAUCUUGGAGGUGCAAAGCCAACUUGGAAUUUAGUCCAUACCUGUCUACUACUGUAUCUAUUACGUACGUUCCGUUUGUUUGCACUGGGUAUACUUUUUGCUUCGUAUUUAUCCUUGUUUUAAUUUGUCUGUAAAAUAGGAAAUUAAAUGAUUAUUGUGGCCUCUAAUUAUGAAGGAGGAAUGAGGAGGAAGAUUUUUUGUUUGGGGGAGUAAAGUAAUUAAGAAGCUAAAUAUGUAUCAUAAAAUAUAGGAAGCAAAUUGAUGUGGUACUGUGUGGUCACC
This is a messenger RNA of Nelumbo nucifera (sacred lotus), 1389 nucleotides long. RefSeq names its product L-lactate dehydrogenase B-like. Gene Ontology annotation, biological process: pyruvate metabolic process; lactate metabolic process. Gene Ontology annotation, molecular function: L-lactate dehydrogenase (NAD+) activity. Gene Ontology annotation, cellular component: cytoplasm. Lineage: Eukaryota; Viridiplantae; Streptophyta; Magnoliopsida; Proteales; Nelumbonaceae. The record is from RefSeq and is a predicted model, not a curated record.